GUUAAACGAGAUCAACGUGCCACUCUUUCUCACCACCCCCUCUACUUUUAUCUUUUCUCCUCUUUCCCCGUUUUAAUUUCCGUUUUAAAAGUUAAUAACGUAGUUAUAGCCGUCGGAUUAGGAUUACGUCGGUGAUUAGUAUUUCUUAAUCAUUUUCUUAUUAGAGAGAGCGAAAAAAGGAGAGAGAGAGAGAGGGCGAAAUGGAGAGGGUUUUCUCCGUUGACGAGAUGUCCGACCCCUUCUGGGUGGCUUCGCCGGCGACCGGCGCCGGCGCCGUCGCCGGAGGCGGAGGAGGAGGAGGAGGGCGCGGGAGCGCGAUGAAUCGGAGCCCCUCCGAAUGGUAUUUCCAGAGGUUCCUUCAGGAGGCGGAGGAGGUGGCCGCUCCCUCCUCCUCCGCCGCUGCCGCCGCCGCCGCCGCCGCUCCUUCCAAUUCGAAUCUGAUCCCGAACCCUAACCAUAAUCGCGCUCCGAUUCCCGACCCUAGGCCCGUUCCCGGCCCCGGCGCCGCGGCUUCUGGUGUUUUGAGCUCCGGUGGUUCGUUGAAGGAGGGGGGAAGAGGGGGGGACGACGAUGUGGUGGAGAUCAAGGUGCCUGCUGACCUGGCGUCCGCCGGCACGUAUCGUCAGCCGUCGGAUGCCCCUGCGGCGGCGGCGGCGGCGGAGGAGGAUGUUGACCCCGGCGAGUAUCACGCGCUGCUGAGGCAGAAGCUCAAUAUGCAGUGCGCCGCCGUGGCGUUGUCGAGGGUUUCUGCUGUCAAACCCCAAGAAUCUUCUCCUUUAGCGGACAACAACUCACAAACUUCAGAUGCUUCACAAUGGGCUUCUCAAGUUGCUUCUGCUAAGGGUAGUGGAACGAGUGGAGGUUUAGCUCCACAUGUCCUGCAAAAUUCAGCUGCUGCAGAAAAGCCUCCAACUAGCUCUUCAUCAAGGGAGCAGUCGGAUGACGACGAUGAUGGAGAAAUAGAAACAACAGAAAAUAUGGACCUCACUGAUGCCAAAAAAAUGAGAAGGAUGCUCUCAAAUCGAGAAUCAGCAAGGCGCUCCAGAAGAAGGAAGCAAGCUCAUCUAUCUGAUCUUGAGGGACAGGUAUCCCAAUUAAGAGUUGAAAACUCAACCUUAUUAAAGCGUCUCACUGACGUUAACCAGAAGUACAAUGACGCCUCUGUUGACAACAGGUUGCUUAAGGCAAAUGUUGAAACUCUGAGAGCUAAGGUGAAAAUGGCGGAGGACACGGUGAAGAGAGUAACCGGCAUUAGCCCGCUGUACCCUACUAUGCCCGACAUGUCAUCGAUGGGCAUGCCCUUCUCCGGUAGCCCAUCAGAUGCCACGUCGGGUGACGCCGCCGUCCCCAUCCAAGACGACUCGGCACACUUCUUCCAGCCGCCUCCCAACGAUUAUCACAACAGAAUCAACUCUUGCCUCCCGGAGAUGGGCUCCGCCGCUCCGGCCACCGACGUGGCCCGUGGGCCCACAACCGGUGUGAAGAUGGGACGGACCGCCUCGUUGCAGCGGGUGGCCAGCCUGGAGCACCUCCAGAAGAGGAUCUGCGGGGAGCCGAGCCCGUCUGUGCCGUGGGAUGCUUCUCCUCCAACGUGGGAUCCCGAAGCCCCCACGAGUAAUAAAAGGGACCCGGCAUAAGGAAUUCCCAACCACUGCAUCGUCGAUUAUGUUGUGGGCUCAUCUUGCAUUGUGAGGAAGUCAACCUCUAACUCGUAUUUAUGUGUUUAUCUAUCCUUUGUGUAUACUCUCUACACUCUUAUUGGUGGUAUAAUAAUUUUUUUUUUUUUUUUUCAAGUUGAUAGCCGAUCAUUUUGUUGUUCCUCGUCUUUUUUUUUUUUUUUUUUUUUUAAGCAUAGGCUUUGUUUUUCUUUAAGCAUGGGGAUAUGUAAUGGGGAAUCGAAACUUCGACCUUGGAUGACAGAGUGAAACCUGAAACUCUUUCGUGAAUUUUGCUUC
Ananas comosus (pineapple) is the source of this 1955-nucleotide messenger RNA. RefSeq names its product light-inducible protein CPRF2-like. The transcript has 6 exons. NCBI's taxonomy places the organism in Eukaryota, Viridiplantae, Streptophyta, Magnoliopsida, Poales, Bromeliaceae. Gene Ontology annotation, biological process: regulation of DNA-templated transcription. The record is from RefSeq and is a predicted model, not a curated record. Gene Ontology annotation, molecular function: DNA-binding transcription factor activity. The coding region runs from base 201 to 1637 and encodes 478 amino acids.